Messenger RNA from Aplysia californica (California sea hare), 2236 nucleotides. Its product is annotated as U6 snRNA-associated Sm-like protein LSm2. The coding region runs from base 91 to 381 and encodes 96 amino acids. Gene Ontology annotation, biological process: mRNA splicing, via spliceosome. The record is from RefSeq and is a predicted model, not a curated record. Gene Ontology annotation, molecular function: RNA binding. The transcript has 4 exons. Gene Ontology annotation, cellular component: P-body; catalytic step 2 spliceosome; precatalytic spliceosome. Lineage: Eukaryota; Metazoa; Mollusca; Gastropoda; Aplysiida; Aplysiidae.
CGGAAGCGGAAAAGUGCUAGGCCUACUCAUGUAACUUUCUUUUCCAAACACUAAACAAACGUUGAGUUUUUCGGAACACAAAGAUCAAAAAUGCUUUUUUAUUCCUUCUUCAAAUCUCUUGUUGGCAAAGAAGUGGUUGUGGAGUUAAAAAAUGAUCUCUGCAUCUGUGGGACUUUGCACUCUGUGGAUCAGUUCCUCAACAUCAAGUUAACAGAUAUCAGUGUCACAGAUCCAGAGAAGUAUCCACAUAUGCUGUCAGUGAAGACGUGUUUCAUCCGAGGGUCAGUGGUCCGUUAUGUGCAGUUGCCAGCAGAUGAGUGUGAUACACAGCUGUUACAGGAUGCCACAAGGAAGGAGGCUGCUCAGAAUAAACAAAGAUAGAUACCAGGGCUAUUGAUUGGUGUGUUUGUGAGUGAGUCUGUGUGAAGUGCCAGAGAAUGCAUGUGAAAGGUACUGUUGAAAAAUGGUGAUGAGAGAAAGGAGUACUGCCAGUUUAGCUAAUUGUUUAUGUUGAAUUUGUCAGCAAAUCUGACUCAUAGUUCACCUGUAUCAGUAUCACAUUUGAGAAUGAGAGUCAUCAUGUGAAAUUUGAUGUACAAGUUACAUGCAUUGAUUUGUUACCUGUUGUUGUUUUUUAAGAAAGUUGUGGGGAUUGAUUGAGCUGUGAGUGGAAAGUUGACAACAGGUUCAGUAAUAUGUCCUACAACAUCAAGCGAGAUAUAAUAAUCAUAUUUUUGGUUUCUGUAAGGGUCCUACCUAAUUUUGAUUAUGAUUACAGUCUCAUCUUUGAUGUGACAUAGUCUUUGAUAGAGUAACACUAAUAGUUCUGAUAAGUGAAAGAUUGUCCUGAAAUACGAGAUACCAAAACCACAUGCUACUUUUGCUAGAACUGGAGGAGUUGACUACUAAGCUGGAGAAAGGCUGUUGACUUGCUGCUGAAACUCCUGGAGAGUCUAUACCUAUCCAGUUAGUUUUGUAUUUUCUCAACAGUUUUUUUAAAACACAGAGUUUAUUGAUCGGCAGAGGGGGAAAAAAUGCACCUGUCGAAGUUUAAUGAAUUGGGCCUUUGUAGUUUUGAGACACUUUCUCCCUUUCACUGUUGGAUUAUACAUCAGUAAGGGACUUGGCUCAGUUAACCCUUUCAUUGCUGCUUUUUCUUCCCUCAUCCUUACUAUCGUCACUUUUCCUUUACUUCUUUUGUGUUUGUCACUCUCUUGUGAACUGCUAGUUCUGGGGUGCCUUGAUAGUUGAAGCAGACUUUGUGCUGUUGUGGCUAGAGAGGUAAGCAGAGUAAGCCUGAUUCCCUGUCUGAACUUCUCUGUCUGUUGACAUCCACCCCUUGGCGUUCAUAUGACCUUAUGCAGUUGCGAGAGUAGUGUAACCUUAAUACAAUUAAACUGAAAAAUCCUUUCAUUGUCAGGGGGUGUGCAUUUCUACUGUCAACCUUAAGUUUCAGCUAUGCUCUUUAGCCAGGACAGUGGUCUCAUCGGUCUCAGUGUCAGUGGACUGGCGGUCUGGAUCUGGCCCACUCAUGACAUAUUUGGAACCUGAGUCUUCAUCACCUUCUUCAUCCUCAUAUUCCCCAAUAUCAUUAUUGUUUCAAACAACUUGAAAAAUUAAGUCAAAAUGUGAAAUAUUUUACCUUUCUUUUUCUAUCAUUUUAGUGUUUAUGUUUUGUGAAAGCACGCUUUUUUUGUCUGCAAGAUUAGAUCUGUGUUUAUAUAUUUCUUGCAAGCCUACUUAUAAAGUAACACAAGCAAAUUUGGUACAAAUAUAGGCAUUUUUAAUCCUCAAAUACAAAUCCAUCUUGUGCUUGUGGCUUAAUCUGCAUACAGAAGAAUUGUAGCCAGAUGAUUAGUGUGACACAUGUGUCACGAUGCGGUGGAAUCAGGCACUCGUCAAUUUUUGGGCUUAUGGAGUUAUUGGUACCGGUAUCAACUUAAAGCCUGUUCACUUGCCUUGCUUUGAAUGAAAAAAUAUCUUUUUAUCUGGAAUAGAAGUCAAGAUAUUUGUGAUUGAAGGAAGUGGGGGUCGCCAGGUUCAGAUGUAAAAUUAGAGAGAAAAUGGCUGCCAAAGUUUGGUGACUUCCAUAGAUUGAGAGUCCUUGAAAACUGAAAAUUUACAAUUUUUGCCCCUGUAAAAGUUUGUCAGUAGAAUCCACACAGAAAUGUGUUUUUUAAUAGAUGUUGAGCCAAAAAACAAAAAUUCAAUAAAAAUGGUCUAACCAGCAGAAAAA